Molecule: messenger RNA, 1433 nt
Organism: Pseudo-nitzschia multistriata
Lineage: Eukaryota; Bacillariophyta; Bacillariophyceae; Bacillariales; Bacillariaceae
Source: the annotation of a GenBank genome assembly
GCAACAUCACCACAUUUGAAGAAGAGACAAUGCAACARCGAGGAGAGGAGAAACCUMAAGACAURAACAAUGAAAAUUYAAAUACUUUCAUGAAAGACAACAAUGCCACACAUACCAUGCAGUCAGCGAGUUCUGGUUCAAAGCAGACAUUAGUCUGGAAUAUGGAUGCACACGAAGCUAUCCGGACUGGGGCACAACUUGAUACGAAAGGGAAAAUAUUUCUCGUUGAGGAUGAAAAGGGCUAUGUAAAUAGUAAUGGAAAACUCGUGGUUGAUGUAAAUGAAACCUAUCUAUUUUGGGACGAUGGCCAAGAGAAGCUCUGCAACCUCUUGCARAAUAUGACGCUCUCCAGACCCCUGGACAAAAUUAAUGGGACGCCGAUUCCGUCUACUGUACUAAAUGUGACCAUGGACUGCAUCGAUCACAACCAAAAUAAACAGGGUUUUGGACAAGGAAACUGGAUAACUGCUGUUUAUGCCGCCAGAAUGGCUGCGUAUCUUGCUGGUGUGGAUUUUAACUUUCAAUGUCUUGAUGGACAAGACUCGAAGAUGAGUUUGUUGCUGCCGUGGUUUGAUAAAUAUCAAGAGGCACAACCAACGAAUCGAAAACUGUGGCCACACGGCGGGAUUCGGCCCACCGAGAAAGAGGCGUGCACUCCAAAAUAUCCCUUUCUCCGAAUCGAUAAAAUGGCAUUUGAGAUACAAGAUGAWUUGCGAAAGAUGGCAGUCACACUUGUGGGUACUAGAGACCAAGUCCGCCAACAUCCUGACGUUCCCAUAGAUGCUACACCUCUAAUCCCGGGUGUGGAAUUAGACGAUGUUGCGCUUCAUUUUCGAUGUGGAGAUGUCCUSGGCGGUUUUAAACGCAGUGACUUUGGAAUGAUCCGCUUCAGUGAAUACAAAAARUGGAUACCGAACAACACAGAAAGCAUCGGAAUUUUGACCCAACCCUUUGACAUCCGUUAUAAUCGACUAAAAGAUAGGAAAAAUGCUGAAAAAUGCAGGAUCGUUGUCRACGUAUUGGUGGAUUACUUGCARGACUUUGCUCCAAAUGCAAAGAUUUCAAUUCAUAAUGGUGUCAAUGAGACCCAUCCACUCGCCUACGCAAGACUUGUAAUGGCAAAUAUCAGUAUCACAUCACUGAGUUCGUUCGGAAUAUUUCCCAUCAUCGGAACCUUUGGUGACGGUUACUUCCAAAAAGGGAAUCGUGGAGUUAACCCCUUUGCAACACACAUUCCAAAGAUCUUGCCCAAUAUACAUGAAAUGAGGGCCGAWGUUAGAGCAACAGGACAGAUGUUAGGCAAAUCCAUGGAAAACAUCGUMGAAUGGUUCGUCAACGACACAACCAUCCCCUGAAGAGAUCUAUUGUAUCAAAGAAUUGUUAAGUUAAUWCAACAUUAGGGAGAGAUGCAAAAAUAAAACACGUUCAUGUAG